Molecule: messenger RNA, 1681 nt
Organism: Schistosoma curassoni
Lineage: Eukaryota; Metazoa; Platyhelminthes; Trematoda; Strigeidida; Schistosomatidae
Source: the annotation of a GenBank genome assembly
UGAAUAUUCAUUAAUAAUUAUGGAAUGAAUUCUGUGCAUGUGACACAUUGGAUUUUUUAUUUCCUGACACAUUGGUUUUGUAUAUAUAUAUAUACAUAUGUGACGUUAGUAGCGGAUGACAUAUAAAUUUAAACCAGUAUAUUUCUCCUUAUUAUUGGUAUUAUAUCAUAACUGUUUGCAUUUUCAACCAUCAUUAUGAAUCAGUUUUAUCAUGUAAUAUUAGUGGUAAUUAUUGUCAUGUUUAGUCAUUUCAAUGUUGUAUCAGGUGAAUGUCGUACAAUAGGACAAAAUUGUUCCAAAACUGUGUUUUCUCCAUGUUGUGAACAAUUAUAUUGUGGUCUAAAUACAUUAUUUACUGGUAAAUGUCAUCUAUGCCUUGCAGGUGGAUAUUUCUGUUGGACUAGUCAAGAAUGUUGUUCUGGAAAAUGUAGUUGGCUUAAAUGUACAGAUCCAAUAAAGGAUGUUAUUGAAAAGCUGACUGGUUAGAAAAAAAAACCCAAUUAUUAUAAGUAGUAUAAAUGUUUCUUAGAAUUCAGUUGUUCAGUUAUUUUACUGAACUUUUCUAUUUAACUUCUAUUAACCUGCAAUUAUCAGUAAUAUAUUAUUCAUUUUAUGUUUUACGAGGGAAUAAAAUACACACUCUUCAAUAGAUAACCUAUGAUUAUGUAUGAAAUUCAAUUUGCUUCUAUAAGUGAUCAUGUAUUGUUGAUUUGUUUUGUUUCUCUUCUUUCCGUUGUAAAAGUUUGUAUGUUAGAAAGCUAAAUACAGAGUUGUUUCCUUAUAUAUUUCCUGUUUGUUUAACUAACUUAUAACAUAAAUUAUUUCAUACUAUCUGUGAAAUAUUUUUCUGUGAUAGAAAACAUAUAGUUAGUGAUUAUCAGUAUGGGGUUGUGAAGAUUAUUAAGUUUUUGUUUUAGAUCAUGAACCGAUUGAUUGUAGAUCACCAUUGAGAACCUGAAAACACUGAACGGCUAUGGAACUCCAUAGCAAUGCGCAUCCACGAUCCCACUCGCGGGAUUCGAACCCAGGGCCUUUGGUCUCGCACCCGAAUGCUUAACCUUGAGGUCGCUGAGCCGGCAUCCAACGGUGUUAAUGUCUAAUCUCAACCAAUCCAUGAAAUUGCGAUUAUUGUGAUUAUUUUUAAACUGUAUUCUAUUUUUAAAUCUUUAUGUGACCUGAUGUAUUAGGAGUAUUUAGAUCUCACUAAAUACUAAUCUUUACAAUGAUAAAGUCACAAAUAGAUAGUAUCUUUAAUUAGAUGCAUAUAGUUCAGGAAUAAUGAAUAUUCUUAUUUAUCAGGGCAUAAAUUUCAACAUAAAUGAAGUUCUGCUUAAUUGUUACAAUUAUGUGAAUUCGCAAGUAUUCAUAUAAAUGGUUUGUAUUUUUACUAAAAUACAAAGAGAUUGUUUGAGGAGUAUUUUUGUUGUUGUUGUUGCUGAUAUACGUUUAUGGAAUAAAUAGAAGACAUUAAAUGAAAUUAGACUCGUGAGCACCUCCCACUGUGGUUAAGCAAAGAUGUAGUUAAAAACGGUUAACAGCUCCAUUUUAGACCAUCUAAUUCAGACGGAACAUACAGCCAACGUGGAGCAAUCUUUCGCAAUAAUAUAUCGUGUUAACAGCAAUUUACCUAAUUCCGUCAGACAGAGAAUCCUGCAGACGGCUGAAGCAAUUGCUAUUCGGA